AGCAUUUUCAUUGUUAUUUGUGUGGGUAAAGAUGGCCGCUGGAUGUUGUGGGACGAAGAAGCAGAAGCUGAACAAUUCUACGAGUAUAACGUGUAAUGGUACUUCGCUUAUUCCAAAUGGUGUGCGAAAUGGCAUGGUUGCACAUCCAGAAAUGUGCUUCUUCUGUUUUGAUGUAUUAUACUGCCAUCUACAUAGCCUGGAUCCACCAAAAACUCCAAACUUCUGCAACGAUCCAUACCCCCUGUUUGUGACAUGGAAGAUUGGAAAGGACAGGCGGUUGCGAGGCUGUAUAGGCACUUUUAAUGCUAUGAACCUCCACUGUGGAUUGCGCGAGUAUGCGGUUACCAGUGCAUUCAAGGACUCGCGCUUCAGCCCAAUUACUCGUGAUGAGUUCUCCAAGCUGCAUGUGUCAGUGUCAAUACUCCGUCAUUUUGAAGAUGGUUCUGACUACUUGGAUUGGGAAGUGGGUGUGCAUGGGAUUCGGAUAGAAUUCCACAAUGAGAAAGGCAGUAAGCGCACCGCUACCUAUCUUCCCGAAGUGGCACCUGAACAAGGCUGGGACCAGAUCCAGACAAUUGACUCACUGCUGCGGAAAGGUGGCUACAAAGGUUCUGUGACACCUGAUAUUCGUCGCACAAUCAAGCUGACACGGUACCAGAGUGAGAAGAUCUCAGUGAGCUAUCAGGACUACUUGAACCACUGGCGUAACCGGCGAUGCUAGCAGAUACUGUGGGGCCCCCCUGGCCCCGGCAGCGGCACUAUGGUGUGGAGUGCACCACACCCAACUCUGCCCCUGCAUCACCCACCUCCCACACUGGUGCUACCACCACCCCCUGUGCUGCAUCAGUCUUUCCCUGCACCAUCAACUUCAUAUGUGCCACAGUCUUAUGUGGUUCCACCCUUGCACCCUCUCCCAUCACCUGCAUCGGUGGUACACUGGUGGGACCAAGCAGCGCCUGGGCCCUCAACUUUGUACCACAUCCCUCCCUGUCCAGGCAGUCAAGACACUUCCAGCUUCCCUUCUCACUACUCCCACCACCAAGUCAGGAAGCGAAAGUGAUGGGCACUCAUUCUGAAACACCACAUACUGAAACUACCUGUGUCUCGUAUUCUUAACAGUUAUUGGUUCUGUUCAGUAUAAAAGCCUCUGUAUUAUGGUAGGUAUCCUAUUCAGUUCAGUUAUUAUGUUCAGAAAUUUUCCUAACAUACCACAGGAUAUCCGGCAUAUUCCACAUGAAUAAUUUGUCAUCCAGUGAAAAUCGUAAAGAACUGAGGAGUGAUGAUCUCACAGAGUGAUUAUUUCCUAAUGUACUUGCACUAACAAACAAUGGUAACCAUGAAAGUCAUGGAGUGCAUUAUGACAUUCAUCAACAACAAUGAGUUUCCUCUAUUUGAGAUGUUUCUCAUGCAACCCUUAACAUUACCAUUACAGAAUGUUCAUCCAGAGUUGCAGAACUCGUUUGGUAUUUCCAAGAGAACAUAACUAUAAUUACAGCAUUCAAUACGUGUGAUUUUUUUUUUGUUCAUUAACAGCUGUAUAAAAGCGGCCUUAGUAAUAUAAUCAUUGAAUCAACUAACAUAGUUCAUGAAACUGCAUUGGGUACUUCAUCAUACUUUUCUAUCUGGGAUUGAAGCAUGAGAAGUGGUAGAGCAUGGUAUUGUUUGUGGUAUUAUGUGUGUGGGAUUAACAGACAUGGUGUUUUGUGAGAAGAUCAGUUUAACAUUGUUUGAAAACCCCAGAUUCACUGCCAUUAAUUCAUUAUAGAACUUGAACUUGCAGGUCGGAAGCUACCAAUCGCUUAGUAAAACAAUGUAUUCAAAAAUCGCGCGUGAAGGAAGUAUUGAAAUGGAAAGUUUCUUUGCAGAAUUGUUCCUCAAGAUCUCACCAGUGAUUAGAAAAUUAAGUUUCUUAAAUCUGAAUGGGGAAAAAAAUCUUUUUGAAGCUUCUUUGAGUUUUGAAUAGUUGUAAUCAUUUAUGCUAGUAAUUAGCUAUACAUAAAGGCAUUCAUGGAGCUUUAAGUGCAGUCGGGCUGUUCAGCAAGUGAGUAAUUGAAACAAAGAAGAGGAAUACAGAAACUUAAAAUGAUGUGAAUGAAAUUGAACAGCAUUAUCAAGAUAUGGAAAACUUCUCAAGUCCCGAGCCAAUCCAUUUUUAAAACAAUAUAUCGUAAAAGAGAAUAAUACACUUUGCACGUCUUUCAGUCACAUGACUUGCUCAGGAAUAGGGGCUGUUCCAUCGCCAUCUGUACCGUCAUCAUUUGUGACUGACAUUUUGUGGACUCUUCAUUGCUUGGAUGGGUCAGGGAUGCUUUACUUGCAGAUAUUCAACAGAGGUGGUGUAGAGGUUAUAUUUGCAAAGCAGUAAAUGGUUUUGUUAUGAAACCAUUUCCAUGCAGAUGGGGCUGUGUUUAGUGAAGUGUUGAUUGCACUGCUAAUAAGGGAAUUGAGGCUGCCUCCAACUGCUUAGUUUUAUCCUUGUAUAAUAAGGUUUCUUUUGACAUGCCAUCUUUGUUGAAUACAGCUGAGCCUCUCAGAUUUCAUGUUUUUACCAUUUCUUUCUGGCCUCUUAUGUCUGUUCUUAACAUGGGGAAUUUUACAUUUUUUCCUUUACUUUCUCGAGCUUCAUUCUUAAGGUGGGAUAAUAACAUUGCCAGCAGUUAAAAUUGGCUUGGAGAUGUAUAGUUUUACCAGAGAAUGGUGGUCUGUUCAAGUGGCUAUGUUAUUUCAUUUUUAAGCAUCCUGUGGCCCAUGUUUUUGAGUGAAAGAGUUCACAUGUGAACAUCAUCCAUUUUCUGUUUCUUAAUGCUACCUACUUUGUUUGCACAAUUAUAAAUAACUGGCAACUUAUAAGUAGAAGUUAGAUAACAAUAUAAUCACUCUUCAAACGGUGUUCACUAACUUUGGCUGUCUUCUGUAUCUGGCUUUUUUGAUAGCGAGUUAACCCAUAAUCAAUUUAUGUGGGGAUGGCAAACAUAUAUUUGACAUCAAAGCAACUUCAAAUGUAGUACAGAAACUUCACUGAUGCAGUGUUCAAGUAACUGAUUAAUCAAAGAACUGUGAAUGACAAUGGCCAUAUGUUCUUGUUUAGUUUCUAGCAUUGGUUGAAAUAUAUUGAUACUAAUGCAAGUGAGGUGUUUUUUAGAAUGGAAUACUUAAUAUAUACGAGGGUCGUACUGAAAGUCAUGAGCAACAAUUUUUUGUAAAGUAACAUGCGUUAUUAUUGACAAACCAAAUACACCACAUCAAUCUACAGACCUACCUUUAUUUUUCCACGUAAUCAUCACUUCUUUGUACACAUUUCUCCCUGCGUUCUGCGAGUUUGAAAAUUCCCCUUCUGUAAAAUUCUGU
This is a messenger RNA of Cryptotermes secundus, 3348 nucleotides long. RefSeq names its product AMME syndrome candidate gene 1 protein homolog. The transcript has 4 exons. The coding region runs from base 32 to 721 and encodes 229 amino acids. NCBI's taxonomy places the organism in Eukaryota, Metazoa, Arthropoda, Insecta, Blattodea, Kalotermitidae. The record is from RefSeq and is a predicted model, not a curated record.